AGGUUGCGGCGGGCGCGGAGCCCCGGCCGCGCGGGACUGGCCGUCGGGGCCCCGGGACGGCGGCCCCGGGGGCGCCCAUGCCAUGGAGAAGCUGGCGGCCGGGCUGGCCGGCCUGCGCUGGAGCAUGGGCGCCUUCCCGCUCGAUCUCAUCGUCAGCCGCUGCCGCCUGCCCACGCUCGCCUGCCUCGGACCAGGGGAAUAUGCUGAGGGCGUCAGUGAGCGAGACAUCCUGCUCAUCCACUCUUGCCGCCAGUGGACAACGGUGACAGCUCAUACCCUGGAAGAGGGCCACUAUGUCAUAGGGCCCAAGAUCGACAUCCCCCUGCAAUACCCAGGGAAGUUCAAGCUCUUGGAGCAGGCCCGGGAUGUGCGGGAGCCGGUGAGAUACUUCAGCAGCGUGGAGGAGGUGGCCAGUGUCUUCCCUGACCGCAUCUUUGUGAUGGAAGCCAUCACUUUCAGCGUCAAGGUGGUGUCGGGCGAGUUCAGCGAGGACAGCGAGGUGUACAACUUCACACUGCACGCGGGCGACGAGCUCACCCUCAUGGGCCAGGCGGAAAUUCUGUGCGCCAAGACCACCAAGGAGCGCUCGCGCUUUACCACGCUGCUGCGCAAGCUGGGCCGCGCCGGGGCGCUGGCCGGGGUGGGAGGUCCGGGGAGCGCGGGAGCUGCGGGCGGCGGUGGGGGUGCCAGGCCCAUCAAAGGCAAGAUGCCCUGCCUCAUCUGCAUGAAUCACCGCACCAACGAGAGCCUGAGCCUGCCUUUCCAGUGCCAGGGACGCUUCAGUACGCGCAGCCCGCUGGAGCUUCAGAUGCAGGAGGGCGAGCACACAGUGCGCGCGAUCAUCGAGCGCGUGCGGCUGCCAGUGAACGUCCUGGUGCCCAGCCGGCCGCCGCGCAACCCCUACGACCUGCACCCGGUACGGGAAGGCCACUGCUACAAGCUGGUCAGCAUCAUCUCCAAGACCGUGGUGCUGGGGCUGGCGCUGCGCCGGGAAGGCCCGGCGCCUCUGCACUUCUUGCUGCUCACCGACACACCGCGCUUCGCGCUGCCGCAGGGCCUGCUGGCCGGGGACCCGCGUGUCGAGCGUCUGGUGCGCGACAGCGCCUCCUACUGCCGGGAGCGCUUCGACCCGGACGAAUAUUCCACAGCCGUGCGCGAGGCGCCCGCCGAGCUCACCGACGACUGCGCCAGCCCGCGCCGCGCGCGCCUCUGCCUGCCUGCGCCGCGCGCCCCGGGGCCCGCGCGUGCACUCGGCCCGCCCCUGCCCGCGCCCUCCACAGACCGCGACCAGGAGGAGUACGUGAGCCCGGACUGGGCAGGUGUGCCCGAGCCCGCCGCGCCGCCCACCGAGAUCCCCUAUGAGGAGCUGUGGGCGCAUCAGGCUCCCGAGAGCCUCGCGGAGGGCCGCGCCCGGCCGCCCCCAGGGCCAGACCUCAUCUGUUUUGGAGCCGCGGGGUCUCCGCGUCGCGAGCCGGAAGCGCCGCCGCCUCCCGUCCCUCCCAAAUCAGAGGCGGUGAAAGAGGAGUGCCGCCUCCUGAAUGCACCCCCUGUGCCUCCCCGGGGUGGCAGUGGCCGGCUCUCAGGCAGCCCCCCUGUGCCGCCCCGUUUCCCCAAGCUGCAGCCUGUCCACUCACCCAGCUCCAGCCUUUCCUACUAUUCCUCUGGCCUCCAGGAUGGCACGGGUUCCCGCAAUGGCAGUGGCUCCCCGUCACCAGAUGCCUACUCCCUCUAUUGCUACCCUUGCACCUGGGGAGAUUGCAAGGUGGGCGAGUCCUCCAGCCGCCCACCCCCAGGUCCUCUGCCCUCCACAACCACACAGCCCAGCCAGGCCUCUAGGGCCCUUGCAGAGCCCCUGAGUGGUCGAGCCCCCUCCCUUUUGGGGGCUGACACCCCAGUCAAGACCUACCAUGGCUGUCCACCUCUGUUCAAGCCCUCCCACUCCCAGAGACGCUUUGCUCCCUUAGGAGCUCCCAACCCCUUCUCAGGGCCCACCUACCCAACAGGCCCUCCUGCCGCUUCUUCUGGGCCCACAACCUCCUCCAGUGCCUUGGCUACCUCCAGCCCUGCACAUUCCCCAGGCCCAGCCUCCCCUGGCCAGGCCUAUUCAGCUGCUCCUCCCUCUUCUCCGUCAUCCUCUGAGUGGCAAGAACCAGCCCUGGAGCCUCUGGAUCCCUUCGAGCUAGGGCAGAGCAGUUCUCCAGAGCUCGGUUUGCUGCGCUGUCAGGAGCCCAGAGUCAUGGGAGCACCCGGGCCUGGACCCUGCCUUUCGCCACUUGGUCCCCCUAAAGCCUUUGAGCCAGAAGGUUUGGUGCUGAGGCAGGUCCCUGCCUCACUGUCACCAGCUGCUCUGCAGGGGCCUGAGGCAGGAGGAGCCCGACUCUUUCUUACCCCAGGGCGGAUGGAGGGUCCUCCUGCCAGUCCCCGGGAUGGAGCCCCAGGCUUUGGAGGCCGGGAUGCCCCCUCCUGGCAGCCCCCUGCAGACCUAUCUGCGCUCUCCCUGGAGGAGGUCUCUCGCAGUCUGCGCUUCAUUGGGCUCUCUGAGGAUGUGGUGAGCUUCUUUGCCCGAGAGCGUAUUGAUGGAAGCAUCUUUGUGCAGCUCAGUGAGGAUAUCCUGGCCGACGACUUCCACCUCACCAAGCUGCAGGUCAAGAAGAUCAUGCAGUUCAUCAAAGGCUGGAGGCCCAAGAUAUGA
Marmota flaviventris (yellow-bellied marmot) is the source of this 2692-nucleotide messenger RNA. It is a transcript of the gene Garem2, whose product is annotated as GRB2 associated regulator of MAPK1 subtype 2. NCBI's taxonomy places the organism in Eukaryota, Metazoa, Chordata, Mammalia, Rodentia, Sciuridae. The record is from RefSeq and is a predicted model, not a curated record.